AAUCACUCACGUGUACGCGACGCAGCGCAAAGUAAGGUUAACUGCUUGUCAGCUGUUGUCAAUAGUCAUCCUUCCUGCCUUCCUCAUCAAUUUUCAUGGCAUUUACCUUUAGCUAGAGCUUUUUUUUAUAAUAAAAUAUAGGAACAAAAUGACAACGAAGAAAGGUAAGGUACUGACCAAGGGUGCGAAGCAGAUAACAGAGGAGAAUACCUCUACAUUGAGCUUCUACACCAAUAUGGCCCUGGGUGCAAUGGGAGUUUAUUUCGCCGUGAUGAUGGUGCUGUUUGAGUUCACAACAUUAACAAUAACUCUAACGGCAUUUUCUACAAUUGUAUAUAUAGGAAGUUAUCAAUUCAUGUCAUAUAUGGCUCGUGCCAAAUAUUCAGAGUCUGGUCAGCUCCUGGACUCUGGUGUUGAUCUCAAUAUGGAAGGUGGUAUAGGAGAACAUGUUAAAGACUUAAUCAUACUGACAUCCGGAGUACAAAUUCUAUCCCUUGUUUCAAAUUACUUCUGGUUAUUGUGGCUCCUGGUACCAUUGAGAGGAGGCUGGAUGCUCUGGAAGCAGAUUUUAGCACCAUGGUUUUUUACUGAACAGCCACAAGAACAACAGCCUGAAGUAAAACGCAAGAAAGUGAAACAUUAUGCAAUGCGACACUAAGAAAGUACAUUAGACAUCGCAGUGCGAUAUGGAAAUUCCAUUGUACAAUUUAUUUAACUGGAUAAUGAAGAACAAACUCAGAAAAUACGGGGGAGAGAAAGAACUUCAGGCUCUUUUGAUAUCUAAGGUAUAGGAAGAUGAUUCAGCAUUUAAUAAAGUAAAUUUAAAAUCAAACGAGACUUUAAGAUUUGCGCCGUUUUAUUACAAACAUAAAUAGAAAAACAUUUCUAGGAAAACAAUAGGGUUUAAGAAAUCGCGAACUAGAAAACAGAUUUUGUCUUUACUGGAGCAUUCCAAGUAAUUAAUUCUGAUCGAUAGAUCGCAUUGACAAUUAAUCGCGACUAGAAUUAAAAUACUCUUGUUAUUUAAUAUCUACGGAUUUGUUCCUAUAAGUUGAAGACAAUGCUAAUAAUCAUUAGGAUAUUAAAUAUAAAUAUAUAAACGUAUUCAUGUGAACAGAGACAUUAAUAUUUUAAUAAUUGUUAUCAUCGAUUUUAUGACUUUCAUAGGACUAAAGCCGUAGAAAUUGAUAAAAAGUGUUCCAGCGUGUUCAUUUCUUUAUAUUCCUCUAUUUUCGUUAAUUAUAAUGUUACAAAUGACAUCACAAGUGCUGCGUUUUUUUAAAAUCUUCCAUAAUGCAUGAAAAUUUAAGUAUAAUAAUGUGGUGAACAGGUGCCUUCAAGAAAAUGCAAAAAUUCACAACACGUAUUCAGAAAAAUAUGAAAGUCGAACCAAUGGAGAUAAUUUAUGCAUAUUGUAUCUUUAAAAGUCCACCUACUUUCCUUCUAUUGCAAAUGAAUUCGAUUAAAAUUAGGUUGUAUCAAUCAGGAAUAUGUAUUGGUUAUUUAUUCAACAAUGCAAAUAUGUAACUCAUGCUAUUUAUUGAAUUUUGGAAGUUGACAAAUCGAUGCAUCACAGUUUUAUUUAAAUGUAAAAAUGUACUGUACUUUAUAAUUAAAUCUUUAAUCUUUACUUGGGAAUGAAAACUUAAGACUACGGAAGUUAGCAAUCGGUUUUAUAUAGUUAUAUAUUUCGUAUAGUUAUUUAUAUUAAUCGUUGGACUCAAUUUUCUAUACAUGAACCGCAAAAUGUAUAGUGCGCGAUGAAACAAUCUUCUCUUUAAAAUUAGGCCAACGUUUGUACUUCAUGUCUAGCGUUAGUUAAACGCAUCCAUUUAAUUCACAGCUUUCGUUUUGGCUUUCGCGAAUGCACGCUUCUGUUCAGUGAAAUUUAUAAUUAAUUUGUAUAAAUUAAAUUACCUAAUUAUUUGAACAAAUGUCUAUCCACGAAUCUAUAUUAGUCACAUGUGACGAAUUAUUCUAGAAGAAAAUUUUUUGGCAGGAAAAACAAUAGGACGAUCAUGUGCUGGCAGAUAGAAGCAUAAAGAAUUGCAGAGUUUGCUUGCUCAACAUUGACUUCACUGAACAGCAGUGUACAGUACCGCCAAAUUAUAGAAACUAGUCAGUUUAUGAAAUUGCCUAGAUUCUACAUUCUGUCGAUAAUAUUAAUACUUCGCAAUUGGAACAACCAAUAUCACUUUGUAGCUGGGUGUUAAAAAAAGUCACUUUUUAAGUCGAUUAUUUUAUAGAAAUAUAAUUUCUUUCUGCUCAUUUAAUUUCAAAUCAGAGAAACGUGUGCAAUGCCAUUUAUUUCCUUUUAUUUCCCGGCUAGACAUAUGGUCUGUUCCAAUUGAUUAUAUAUUGAUAAGGAUGUAUAUAUACAUAUAAAGAUUAACAAUUAGAUAUAAUUGCGUGCGGUUUAAAGUAUUACGAGAUGCCAUGGAAUGUGUAACGUGGAAUAAUUCUCUUCAAACAUUA
Messenger RNA from Linepithema humile (Argentine ant), 2475 nucleotides. Its product is annotated as transmembrane protein 208. Lineage: Eukaryota; Metazoa; Arthropoda; Insecta; Hymenoptera; Formicidae. Gene Ontology annotation, biological process: vacuolar protein processing. The record is from RefSeq and is a predicted model, not a curated record. Gene Ontology annotation, cellular component: intracellular membrane-bounded organelle.